Molecule: messenger RNA, 567 nt
Organism: Paramecium pentaurelia
Lineage: Eukaryota; Ciliophora; Oligohymenophorea; Peniculida; Parameciidae
Source: the annotation of a GenBank genome assembly
AUGGAUUAAAAUCAGUUUGAAAAACAAAAAGAAGAGUAAUAAUAAAGAUUAAUGAUGAUAAUAGAAAAGAUAGAAAGACAAUUAGAUAAUUUUUAAGUUUAAAAUUAAGAUAAUGUAAUAAUGUUAAUUGGAAAAACAGGUUGUGGUAAAAGCACAAUAUAUAAUUUUUUAUGUGGAGCCCAAUUUUAAUUAUGUGAAGAUGAAUAUGGUAGUAGAAAUCUUGAACUUCUUUCAAAAUCAGAUAAAUAUCAAGAAAUUAAAGGUGGAUUAGAUUCAACUACUAAAAAACCUAAAAUUUAUUAUGACUAAGAGUAUUAACAUUCAAUUAUUGAUUAUCCUGGUUUUAAUGAUACAGAAGGCAAAGAUUAAUUGGAAAUUCAAUUAUUUUUUAACAAAAUAGUUUCUUUAAGUAAAAUGAAAAUAGUCUAUGUUCUAUUAAAUCCAGGUGAUUAAUUUUAAAAUAAAGCAGAAGAUUUAUAAAAUUUUAUUAAUGAAGCUGAUAUAGAUUUAAGCAAAUUAACAGUAAUAAUCAAUUCUUAUAGUAAAAAAAGUAUAAAGGGAUAUUGA